This is a messenger RNA of Oncorhynchus gorbuscha (pink salmon), 1500 nucleotides long. It is a transcript of the gene cfap263, whose product is annotated as coiled-coil domain containing 113. The transcript is spliced from 8 exons. The coding region runs from base 124 to 1230 and encodes 368 amino acids. The record is from RefSeq and is a predicted model, not a curated record. NCBI's taxonomy places the organism in Eukaryota, Metazoa, Chordata, Actinopteri, Salmoniformes, Salmonidae. Gene Ontology annotation, biological process: cilium assembly. Gene Ontology annotation, cellular component: ciliary basal body; axoneme.
UUCCUUUGAUAAAUUAUCAGAUUUUAUGUGUGCUAGUCACGUAAUUUAGAACUCUAUCCGUCCAUAGCUGGUCUGAGCAGACGCAGCAACUGCUUUCCCACCUGUUUGUUUACCUUAGCAACCAUGGCAGAGACGGUUCAAGAUGUUUCUGAAGCAGAUAAGCGACAUCUCGUUGAACUCGUCAAAGAACUCAGACGCUCCAAUGCGGUGCUACGGGCAGAAACUGAUAUGUAUGAGCGGUAUAUAAGCCGCUUGGACCCCAGGGACUUGGUUCCUCAGCCUUUAUCAGAUUCUCUGGGGGCAGCUGCAGCAUCACAGUUGGAGAUUGGAGGGGGCCGUGGGAGAAAGAUGAAAACACGGACAACGGCUCUGGAGCAGUUACAACGUCUGACAUUGGAGCAAAAGUGUGACGUGGCACAGAGAGAGUUAGAUGAAACCAAGGAGGACCUGGAGAAACUGAAGGAGAGCUCAGAAAGAGUGCUCCACAACUAUAAGGCAACUCUGGAGGAAGCAGAUAUUCGACUUGUGGAGGUCAAGAAAGCAAGUUAUGAGUUUGACCGUGAUGUCGCUAAGGUGUUGAGGGAGAAGAGAGGUGUCAUGAUGGGUGCAGAGAAGGUCAUUCGUUAUUUUGAGGACAGGAUGAGAGCAAAGGACACACUGGUUGAGAAGUUGCGGUUGAAGAAUGCAGCUCUCCAUGUGCAGAAGAGGAAGUUGCAGUUACAGCUACGGCAGAAAGAGGAAAUGGGUGAAGCCCUGCACGAGGUGGAUUUCCAGCAGCUGAAGAUCGAGAACAGCCAGUAUCUCGAACGCAUUGAUGAAAGAAACCAGGACCUUCUGCGCCUAAAACUCCUGGCAGGAAACACCCUACAGGUUCUCAACUCCUACAAGAAGAAGCUGCAGAGCAUGACAUGUGAGUCAAAGCUGCUUAGUAGUGACAUCACCUCCCGUAAGGAGAUGCUGGUGAAGAUCGAGGAGGAGACACUGCAGGCAGAAGAGGAGCGAUCCAAGGCAGAGACUCUUAACAGGAAGCUGCGAGGCCAGCUGGCAGAUUUCCGUGUUCCCCACGUGCUGCAAUACAUCACAGCUAAGGCCUCCCAUAGCCAGCUCGAGCAGAGUGUCCGAGCCUGGGAGCGAAAAGUUGAAAUAUCUGAGAUGGCUCUGAGGACACACACCAAGACCUGGAACAAGCUGAAGGAAGCUGCAGGAGCAGGACCAGUCACAGCCCGGUGAAUCCGCACAUGCUUCCUAAUAAAUAUAUUCUCUGCAAAUAUUCAAUCAUCCAAAGCAGUCAAAAAUCCAUCAGUCUCUUUUGUAAACUAGCGGAGAUAUGCCCUUAUAAAGUAACUCUUGUGUUUUAGCUGUUUUUAACUUUCAGUAUAUGGAACAUUUGUAGAAUGGUUGAACAAUCAUGUUUUAAGUCACAAUUGAACUUAUCGCUUGUAGUAGGGUGGUUAAGCUGAUAAAUCGUUCAUUUUUUGAUUAAAAACACCCUGAAAUGUA